Messenger RNA from Mesorhabditis spiculigera, 1569 nucleotides. Lineage: Eukaryota; Metazoa; Nematoda; Chromadorea; Rhabditida; Rhabditidae. The record is from the annotation of a GenBank genome assembly.
AUGGCUUGUAGCAUUGAAAAAAUGUCUUUAAACAUGAGUAAAGAAGAGCUACUCCGCUGUCCGAAAUGCUCGGACCGCCUCAUCCCUCGUCUGCUCGAUACGACGAAAGGGGGCCUCCAGAAGAUUUGGUGGACUUGUGCUUCAAACGAGGAUUCGGCGUCCUUCUGUGCGUUUCCUUUUGACAUGCCACCAGAAGUCUUUUGGGUGACCCGCUGCCCAUCAGAAAUCGAGAAGAACGUUAUUCCGGAGCCUAACUUCGAAAAAUUGCCGAAAAGGUUUCUCCAGCGCUAUUAUCCUUCCCUCCUUCGAUCGUCGUCGCGCCAAUCAGAAGAAUCUGGACGAGGAUAUAUUAUGAAAACCAAAAACAAAAAGAGCAGGAGUCGUUCUGAUGGAGUUUCUGUUGGCACCUCGGAUUCUGGCUUACUGGCAAACAGCGACAUCAGUAAACCUGCAGAGCAGUCGCUGCAGGCGAUUUCCAGUGAUGCGGUCAUGAGUCCCACCGGAACGGAUGCUGAUGUGUACAGUGCUUGCCCACCCACUCCGGAUCUUGAUGAUUGUCCUCAAAGCCCUGACGAUUCGGAUGCCGCUAGUUCCCAGGGCUCCAUUUCUGGUUGUGUGGCGGUGGCGAGCACGAGCGGCUCUAGCACCUACUCGCAGCGCCUGCUUACCUAUAGUAGCAAGCGUUCCCACUCCAAGGACCCGGAUGCGCCUCCCAGCAAACGGCGUGUCUUUAGACCGUUCCAGGAUUCAUCCGCACCCAGUGUGCACAGGCCGAACAUCAUCACGCACAUCAAAGUGAUGCCUCCUUCUCCGUUUGUCUGCACUACCGUGGAGCCAAUGGAAAAACUGAAGGCGGCGAUCUCCAUCAUGCAUUCCAAGUCAGGCGAGCGUCCGUCCGACGUCGAGUUGAGAAAGGUCGGCCUGAACAGCGGCUACAUGAAAAAGGUCGAUAGCUGGAAUCGCUCGGCCAUCUUUGAAGCUAUCGAAGAGGACUGCAAGAAGACUUUGCGGAAGGCCGGACAACGUAUAUUGGCGGGUUAUGAGCCGAAGCGCGUGCAGCCGGCCCCAACAGACGAGACGCUUGAGCGCAUUGAAAUGAACGAGGCGAGAACGGUGGUUGAUCGGCUGUUGACGGCGAAAGCCCAGCAACGGCAUGGAAUGCCUGAAGAGGCUCAACAAUACUUGGAUCAACCCCGCGUUCAAGUCGAACAAUUCUACCCUACUCAAUAUGCUGCGCCCCAGAGCCCCUACCAAAAAAUGCAGCCGCCACCGGACGCUUACGCAUACCAAGUACCGCCACAGGACGAGCCCCGGCAAAUUGCUUCUACCGAAGCAUACGGCCAUUAUUUCGACGAUGCGCAGCAGCAGGUUGAUUGGACGGGCCAAGCAAGGGCGGUCUCCGAGUUCGGCUACGGUGACGAUUGGUAUGACACGGACCAGUUCAUCGACUACACUGGCGCUGAGCCGGGCCCAGGUGGCACCACCUACAUGAUGCCUGCCGAGCCCACCCAAUCAGAAAUGCCGCCCGAAGCAGAGGUCUCCGAUCCACUGAAUCUUGACAUCUGGCCC